AUGGCUGACAUGCCGGCCAGUAAAGUCUCUAAGACCUGCGAUCUGUGCAAAUCACGGAAAGUUCGCUGCAUUAGGUCUGGGGAGGAUGAACACGCCGCGUGCGACUAUUGCAUCAAUCGCAAGGCUCGAUGCCACUACAGCUAUAUGAAGCCACCUCGAAAGCGCAAACAACAGAUAGACGAUGUUGAAUGUCCGCCUGGAGAUUUAGAAAGCUCUUCGCUGGUUAAACGGGUAGCUUUAACUUCUCCCGACCCAACUGUCAUACAAGAUUCUGUGUCCAAUAAGCAUGUAACCGCGCACCUGCCAACUCUGUCGAGCUCUGCGCCAACGAGUUUAUAUGUGGAUCAUCUCUUAGCAAGUCGUCAAACACCAGCUCGUGGUCGGGAUGAAGAGGUUACCAACAAAUUGGCUGAGAUAUUCGGCCCUAGCUCGAAUAUAUCCUUUUUUUCCAAAGCUAGAGUCGACGCCCUAGGUGCCCGACUGGGGCAUACCCGGCUGAGUCAACUUCUUGAAACUAUCGGAUCUGUUGCCAAUUCGAGAACCAAAGGAGCCAAUAAGGCUGCAAAUCUACCGUUCCUGCGCCAGCAGAGCUUACCACCCUUGGAGUUAUCCGAAGAUGUCUCGACAGCAUGUAUACAAGCCUUCUUUACUCAUGUGCAUCCGGUGUACCCAUUUCUUGAUCAAACAGCAUUUGAGCAACGGCUUUACGGACACCUUCUGUACCCGUCACUUGAGAAUGAUAGAGUUUGGUCCGGCUUAUAUUAUGCCGUUUUGGCCCUUGGGUGCCAGUAUAACGAUGGAGGCGGUUUCGAUCCUGGGAAAGGACAAGCAUGGUCUUUUUUCGAGAGAGCAAUGUCUUGCUUCUCCGAUAUUAUCUUUACCAAGGGAUCUCUGAUGGCGGUUCAGGCUCUCACGGCAAUGGCAAUAUUUUCCACUAAAUUGUCGGCAUGGCAAUUUGAGGCUUUGCUGAUAUCGGAAGGCGCACGGAUGGCACAAAAUAUGGGUUAUAAUCGAAAUAGGGGACUCAAAGACAACCUUUCUCAUCGGGUAUUUUGGGUCCUCUAUUGCCUUGAUAAGACGUCUUGCUUCGUCACGGGAAGAACAUCCAACAUCAUGGAUGCGGACAUCGGGUGUCCAAUCCCUUAUGUUCCGGAAUCCGUAUUUGGCGACUAUGACUGGUUUCUCACGCAUGCGCGCUAUGCCCGACUCGUUUCCCGGAUUUACAGCACUAUAUUCUCUCUCAGUGCGGCGGGAAACUCUUCAAGUUAUUAUUUAGAUCGCAUCCAACAUCUGCUUGAAGAGCUCGAGUCGUGGAAAGCUUCGAUUCCUGAGUGCUAUCGUCCCGGUGAACCUCUUAAGGCCAGGCUGAUGCCCGGGCCUGUGGCAGUGUCGGUUGCCUUGCAUGCACAAUACUACUACUAUAAUGCCUUGAUGACCCUAUCACGGACGGCCCUCUACAUUGGGGACGGCCCGAAAGAGAUGGGGUUGCAACUACGCAUGAAAAGAUUGUUUAUUGAUACUGCUUGUUCCAUUUUGGAACUGACCAAAUAUAUUGAGGUCGCAUCAUACACGUCGCUGUGGGUACUCGCCAUCAUGCCACUUUCAGCGCUAUUCAUCCUUUUUGACCAAGCUGUUCACAACCCACUGCUCCCGCAGACCACCUCCUAUUUAUCUCUUUUGGAUAUUGGCAUCGGGCAUUUCAGCCGGCUGGAUUAUGCGAGUCAAGGAACCGUUCCGGGCUCCCUUUUGGCCGAGUUCGCUCACAUUGCGCGUCAAUAUAUCCGCGAUUCACAAAUUAAAGAGCAUGGACGUGACCGACACCAGGUAAUACAAGCGGCACAGAGACGAGAUAGUCAAGACACGUCCUCCUAUAGCUACCGGGGCUUUGAUGGGACGAAACCUCCUGGUGUCCCGGAUUCAAUGGCGCAAAACACAGAGCCGCGGGUUGAUGCAGGGGGACUGCAGACAUCCAUCAGCAGCGCCUUACUGUCUUCUCGGCCCCUUGCGACCCCGGCGGGCUCCUUUGACCAUGUCUCUAGCUUAGCAGCGCAACAGUAUAGCCAUCAAAUAACACAUGAAAGUCAGACCAAAAAUUCAACAACACAAGCCAGCCACUUGAUGCAUACGGAGAAGCCGACGAUUGGCAACAAUGGUUUCAUGGGAACCCCGUAUGAAGCCUCGGCAUCGACAAUGGAGGAUAUUUCUGGAGCGAUCGCCUCGGAGGAAUUCCAGCUGCUCGGGAUCGACGUCAUGGAUCUUUUUGACACGAUGAAUUUCCCUGUGGGCACCCCUUGA
Molecule: messenger RNA, 2295 nt
Organism: Aspergillus affinis
Lineage: Eukaryota; Fungi; Ascomycota; Eurotiomycetes; Eurotiales; Aspergillaceae
Product: fungal specific transcription factor domain-containing protein
Exons: 11
Coding region: 1-2295 (764 amino acids)
Biological process (GO): regulation of DNA-templated transcription; DNA-templated transcription
Molecular function (GO): DNA-binding transcription factor activity, RNA polymerase II-specific; zinc ion binding; DNA binding
Source: RefSeq, a predicted model, not a curated record